Molecule: messenger RNA, 1467 nt
Organism: Lolium rigidum
Lineage: Eukaryota; Viridiplantae; Streptophyta; Magnoliopsida; Poales; Poaceae
Product: protein LNK1-like
Exons: 7
Coding region: 1-1467 (488 amino acids)
Biological process (GO): circadian rhythm; regulation of DNA-templated transcription
Source: RefSeq, a predicted model, not a curated record
AUGCAUGCGCCGGUGGUCGGGAGGAGAGGGGGCUUCUUCCAGCCCCGCGACGAGGUCUCUCACCUUGCCAUCGGCGACUUUGCUCUAAGCAACGAUCACGCCAUGCCGCUGUUUCAAGGCCGCGACAAAUCCAAGAUGUACCCGGCGAAUCCAGGACCCCUACUGCAGGGAGUUGGCGCCGCCAGAAACAGCACUGCUGUCUACGGCGGCGGUACAGCCGCCGACGUCGUGUCCCAUGGAAAAGGCAACUUCUGCGCGCAGAUUCAGAACAAGGACGUUGCUGUCACGAUGAGUGCAGAAGCGGGAUUGUUCCCUGCUGGAAUCGGCAACGUUUCAGACAUUAUCUGUUCACCACCGCAAGGGGAUACGGUGCGAUCACAGGAUGAACACAGGAACAAAGGGGGCGACCUGUUCCUCUUCGACUGGCCUGAGCUGGCCCCCUUGGAGGGUGUCGAGACGGAGCUGAGAAAACUCGGUUCGCCGUUUGAGCUAGGGGGCAACAAUUAUUUCGAUGACCCGAUGUGGCCUUCGAUCUGCUCGCCUGAUGCUCAGCUCGUACCGAGCAUCCGCUUUGAUAAUGACCUGAAUCCAUCCACUGUUGCAAGCAAGAGCGCGGCUUAUCCCAUACUGAUAGAUUUGACAGUUCCUGACACUACUGAUCAGAUCAACAUGGCAACUCCCAUGAACACGCAGCAGCCAUCCAAGAAUAAAGAAAAGGAGUCGCCACUGAACCGCUCUUCCUCCGAGGAGAUCCAGCAUUUCCCACGGGUUUCAGACGCCGACCUCCUCUGCCCCUUCGACGACAUGCUCGUCUCAACAUCAUCCAGCACCAUGUACCGCAACGACGAGAUGAUACCUUCUUCCGCCACCGCUCGCUCCUGGCCAGACGACGUCGCCUCGGCUUACGCUCCACAGAGUUCCACGAAGAAGAAGAAGAAGCCGCACGCGACGACCCCGGACAUGUUCCUCGAUGAGAUGUCCGAAAACCCACUGGAGAUGUACUUCCCUCAGGUGAAGCAGCCUCAGAUGCACCAUCAGCUUCUUCCUGAAGUGUGCUUUGCAGGCGAUGGGGCUGGUCUGAACAGCUCAGGAUUGGAGUUGGGUUCGAAGGGGAGAGGAUGUUCGGGAGGACUACGUGAGAGCCCUCUCCCGUCGUCGAUUGCUAAAGCUGCGCCGGUGAAGAAUCUUCGGUUCCAGAAGCUUCAGGAAGGCAUGAACCAGUUGGAUGUGGGAACCAAGACGUGCAUAAGAGAUGCCCUGUAUCGACUGGCCAACAAUGUCGAACAGAGGCAUUGUGUCGACCAGAAUGUGGGUUCAUCAAGUGCUGCGAGCAGGCAAGUGAUCAAGACUUCGAGCGUAUGGACCGAGACUCAGGGCAGCCCUAUGGAUCGCUCGGUAGCGCAGCUUCUUCUGCAGAAACCGCUGUACCGGAAGACGACUGGUCGUCAGGCAAACCGCGUCGCUUGA